Etheostoma spectabile (orangethroat darter) is the source of this 4415-nucleotide messenger RNA. RefSeq lists its product as uncharacterized. NCBI's taxonomy places the organism in Eukaryota, Metazoa, Chordata, Actinopteri, Perciformes, Percidae. The transcript has 11 exons. The coding region runs from base 306 to 1868 and encodes 520 amino acids. Gene Ontology annotation, molecular function: electron transfer activity. The record is from RefSeq and is a predicted model, not a curated record. Gene Ontology annotation, biological process: intracellular signal transduction; cell redox homeostasis.
AAAAACAGAAUGGAGUUAACAGAAGAAAUAAUCUACUGCCAUAGAUUGCCAUAUCAAAACAAUUGGUGUUAUCAAUAGGCUGUUAGGUAGUAAUAUUUACAGACAAGCACGCUAGAAUGUUAAGUUUACGAGGAGCACCUGAAGGCAUCAUAACACAAGAUACUAGCUAGCUAGCUUAACCACAGCAGCUAAUAUGGGCUAGCCUGCGCAAUGAUGAUGCACUGCCAGUGCAGCUGGGACUAAGUGGGACAGAGUUUUAAAAUUGUACUGCCGAAUUUACCAAGGGAAUCAAUCGAUAAAAGCAAAUGGAGGAGUUUGACAGCAGUGCACUGGGCAGGGUAACGGUGUACUCCAUCCAGGGCUGCCCACACUGUGUCCAAGCCAAAGCCAUCCUGGGACGUUUGGGAGUACCGGUAUGUGAUGUGGAUGUGGGAAGGCAUCCAGAGUUAAGAGCCAGAGUGAAGGAGUUGACAGGACGCAGCUCGGUCCCUCAGAUCUUCUUUAACAACAUUCAUGUUGGGGGCAACGAUGACCUACAGAAGUUGGCUCCUGAGGAGCUUCAGAGGUUGGUGAAUGUGGUCAAGAAAGAGCCUCUUCCAGCAGAUGCUCCACCACUACCAGACGAAAAUCCACCAGAGGACACAACUGGGGAGACUGAUGGAGAGUUUAUGUGUGAGAGGGAUGAGUUGGCGGACGUGAUAAAGGACCUGAAACAUGGCACUGUGAUUGGCAGUCAUUGGAGGGGCCUGACUUUGUACAAAAAGAGCUUCUCAGGUGAUCAACUGGUUGACUGGCUGCAGAAAGAGAAGGGCAUGGCCAGUGCUGAGGCCUGUAAUACUGGCCAAGCAUUGUUGCAGAAGAAGUACAUGGUCAGUGUUCGUGGCUGUGGGCAGCAGGAUGGCAGUUUUGGAAAAGGGAAAGACGCUCUGUACAGGCUGUUGGAGGAUGACCCUCAUUCAGCCCUCAACGCAGGACAGACGGCAGCCUGCAGUCCCAUCCAGGCUGCUGAGCUCUCUUUGCUUGUACGGGAGUUGGUUUUGAAAUUGUUCUCCGAACAUCUCUCUGCUGAUGGCAAGUCUGUGGACUACAAGGGCAUGUCAGUCAACCCUGCCUUUGAGCGUUACUGUGAGCUAGCCAUUCAGCUGCAGAGAGUGGAGCUGCUUUCGCUCAGUCGGGAGGAGAAGCUGGCCUUCUUCAUCAACAUCUACAACGCCUUGGUCAUCCAUGGGUACCUACGCCUGGGGGCCCCCACCAACAUGUGGCAAAGAUACAGAUUCUUCAACUAUGUGAGCUCCCCAAAUUGGAAGGAGAAGUUUAAUUACGGGAUGAAAUGGUGUUCGGGGGGAACAGAAAGGUUCGCACAGCUUCUAAGGCCCUUCCCAAAACGACCCCGCUACAAAUUCAGCCUUCUUAAAAUCAUCCAAACUUUUUCACAAAUUCACCAAGACAUUGUGGGGGCCCUUCCCGAUGCUGAGCCCCUCAUUCAUUUUGCCUUGAACUGUGGCGCAAAGGGCUGCCCCAAUUUAAAAAAUACCUCCCAGGAAACACUUUUAAAAAAUACGGGUCAUCUACUAUCUGGAAAAAUUUUAGGGCUUAAUUCGUCUACACAACCUACGACAUUACAGCCCCUCCGACGCGCUAGCCCCCGGGAAAGCACGCCCUUUUGGGGGUUUCGGGAAAAGAGAAUGCCUCAGUCGAUAUCGGGGGACAAAGCUGACUUUGGAGGAACCGAUGAAAAGCUGCUGAAGUGGGUGGUGGAGCACAUGGGAGACUCCCCAAAGAAGACCAGCCUGCAGGGUGUCCUUUCUGCUGGGAAGACCAAAGUCAGCUUCCUCCCUUACGACUGGAGCACCAACAGCACCCACUGAGCAUGCACACACCGACACAUUCACGUCCAGCUAUAUGCUAUGUCUCUUUGCAGCUGUCAGCUUUCUACUAAGCUGCAUCCACUUAAAGACCAGGAGGUUGGUGAUUACGUGCUUGCCAAAUGCAAUACCACUGGUCCUCAAUCAUGCAAAUGUUUUUGAAUGCAAAAACAAAUCGUAAAUCCAAGUGGAGAUAGUGGUGCAUUUGCACUGACUGUUCCAUCAAGUCAUCCUUUUCUUGUAGACCAAUCCCAGCUUGAAGUUCUUACUGUAAGCUCCGCUCAGAUAACUUCAGUUUGGAAGUCGUAACUGUAUUUGAGUUGUACAUUCACAUUAUAUUGGUUUGAAGUAACAACAGAGAGCUUAUUACAGAAAUCAAGCUGCACAUGGAAACUGUGCUGCAGCAGCAUAAUUAAUAGGAUGAGAUGCUCAUUAAGCGUGUGAUUUACUUUCGUUAUUAAUGUCCUUUGUAAAAAUGUCAAAGCCUAAAAAUGGACAGACAUCCCCCAAAUUAUCUUUAGUAAAUGAACGCGGAGAAAACUAACCAAAAGCAUACUGUAUGAUAAUAGUAAUACUUGUCAAUAUGGCUUCCAUACUCUCCAGUCCUUGUAUUUACACUUGUCAACAACUCAGGAGUCUUAGAUUAUCACUUAUCUUCUCGGCUCAAUACGACACUCGUUGUCGGGCUAUUUACGUGGAGCAUUUACUCAGAGCACAUGGAGAUGAUACAGACACACUGCCUUGACAAGCCAUAGCCAAACCCUUACCAAACCGACUCAUUAAGCUGGUCCAUCAUGUAAGCUGCAGAUGUAGACAAGCAGACCUUGUUUUCUACAGAGAACGAGAGUUAUUGGCGGUAAUGGAACAUAAGUAUAUCAUCCUAUGCUUUGGACAUUAAAUACUAAAGUAUAAACACUACUUUGCUCGUGGCUGUAAAACACGAGCUGUUAGCCUUUAAAGUAUUUUUUUUUUUAAAGAAAUGUGUAAUUUAUUUCCUUUCCUAAACAUCUAUGACCCGGGUGUCAAGCUCUUUUUCAUUGGACAAAUAUAACCUAGUUAGGUGACUGAGGGGGCUGUAUCCUCUGGAUUCCCCAUAUUUGUAGGAUCCAGUCCCUGAAUAAGAAAAAGUGUCUCUUGUUGAGAGCGCACAGACAGAUGCAGCGGUCAGACUUUUGCAUGUCUUGAUCCGGUUUCAUUUCUAACCCCCAGUGGUGUUUUGUUUCUUCUUUCCUUCAUGUCGAGCUACAUGGUUGUUCAGCCAUCUUCAUGAUCCAGGUCUUCCAUUUUAAAUCAGAAAAGUGCUACUGCUGUAUUUUUGGCACAUGUCAUUUGGUAAAAGAGUAAUAUUUUGAAUUAUAGAAAUAUAUAUCAAAACUUCCACCCUUUGGGAUGCACUCUGACACUUUGCAUGUUUAUCACCAACUUUGAAUGCUGUUGAGACAAAUUUGUACUUUUUUCCACAAAGAAAAUGUCGACUGUUGGUCAGUAGGAGAGCACUAGGCUGGGCUUAUUCAUCCAGCUAUGGAUUUCCAGGGAGUCUCCAGAAACUUCAUUACCCAACUCAGCAGUCAUGAAAACAAUUAAAUGUAGCAGUUUAGGUCUCGAUUAGAGUUUGCAGGUGUUUGGUGUGUUAUUUCAACAUUGAAAUAUCAUUUUAGUAGUUUUCACUUUACCUGGCCUUAAACGUUUGUAAGCCUUUAUUUAAAAAUAAAUCUUCCAGUGUGAUGGACACACAUUAAGUGCAUAUAAUUACUCUUUAUGUUUAUAAGGAUUAUGUGUGGCUUAGUAAAACUAUUUAAGGGCCUUUCUCUGUUUCCAUAAUUCAAGGAUUUUCUUAUCUCAGGUCAAAGGAAAAAUGUAUGCGAGUGAAAACAAUAUUGAGUUGUUUGAUGUCAUCGAUGCAUGUUGUGUAUAACAACUUCAACUCGGUCUGCACAGUCCAUAUUCCUUUUGCCAAGACAUUGUGUCAUGCACGUUACUAGAACUGUCAGGAUUCUUUGUCCUUAAGCGAUAAGCAGCACCAAAGCAUAUGGUUGAAUUAGCAUGUUAAAACUGGAAUGCAUUUGCUGCAUGCGAUACUGGAAAACUGUCCGAUCUGGAAUGCUGGCCUCUAGCAAGACUUCCUCUCUCACUGCUUUGUAAACCUGUAAACUCAGCCAUAGGAGCCCUAAUGUUGGAAUACAGUAUGUGCAAUAGGUUUAAAACAGCACCCCGUCUCAUUAGACUGUAUUUUAUCGCUCAAUACAUUUAUUCAGUGACCAGUGCCCCCUUGGCUUCCCUACGCAACUCCAUUAUUGAGUGACUGAGAAAGAAAAGGGGAAGACAUUUUGUGGGCUAAAAUAAACAGAGAAAAAGGUUAUAUUUACAUAUACUAUUGAGCCCGGUACUUUUUCAGAAUUACCUCAUGUAUCAGGAAAACGUGAUGCAAAAAGUUUUUUAAACAAGCAAUUCUCUUUAUUUUCCUCUUUCCUGGGGUUAACAAGAAAGCAAUAUGUUUAUGAAUGGUAAAUAUGCAAUGUUGAACUAAAAAAUAAAAUGUAUGAGUUUGUC